UGCAUUGUUCUUUGUUGGCUACCAUGCAAGAAGUUGCUGGUGCCAGUUUGCUGUGUGUCCAAAGGAUUAAUUUUUAGUGCAUUUUAAAUAGAAUUAUUAUUGUAAAGAACAGCACCGCAACCAAUAAUGGAUACAAGAAAAUUAAUUGACCUUCUUAGGGCAACUAUAGACCCAAACCAGCGACAACAGGCCGAGGAGCAACUUGCUCAGAUUCACAAAAUCAUUGGAUUUGCUCCAUCACUUUUGCAAGUCAUAAUGAUGAACGACUGUGACAUGCCGAUUAGGCAAGCCGGUGCAAUUUACCUAAAGAAUCUUAUAUCCCAAAAUUGGCAUGAUCGAGAAACUGAGCCAGGACAAGCCCUCCCAUUUUCAUUGCACGAACAAGAUCGAUCCUUAAUUAGGGAAAGCAUUGUCGAUGCAGUAGUUCACGCUCCCGAACUCAUACGUACUCAAUUAUGCACGUGUAUUAAUACAAUGGUUAAACACGAUUUUCCUGGGAGAUGGACACAAAUUGUUGAUAAGAUUAGUAUAUAUUUAUCAAAUCCAGAGACUAGCGGUUGGCACGGCGCUUUGUUAUGCUUAUAUCAACUAGUGAAAAAUUUCGAAUAUAAGAAGGCGGAGGAACGAGGACCUUUACACGAGGCGAUGAACUUGCUUUUACCUCAAUUAUAUCAAUUAGUAGCUAGAUUAUUACCGGACCCGUCUGAACAAGCGGUGCUUUUGCAAAAGGAAGCUUUAAAAAUUUACUUCGCCUUAACGCAGUACACGCUCCCAUUGGACCUCAUUAGCCGCGAUGCCUUCACCCAGUGGAUGGAAAUAUGCAGGCAGGUAGCCGAACGGCCGGUACCGCCCGCCGCUUUGCAACCCGACGAAGACGAGCGACCAGAUUUACCUUGGUGGAAAUGUAAAAAGUGGUCGCUUCACAUUCUGUAUCGUAUGUUCGAGAGGUACGGCUCGCCGGGAAACGUGACGAAAGAAUACAAUCAGUUUGCCGAAUGGUAUCUGCAGACGUUUAGCGGCGGAAUUCUCGAAGUUUUAUUGCGCUUACUGGAUGCCUAUCGUAAUAAAGCUUGGUUGCCUCCCAGAGUUUUGCAACAAACUCUUAAUUAUUUAAACCAAGCUGUUUCGCAUGCGCAUACCUGGCGGUUACUGAAGCCUCAUAUGCCUACGAUAAUACAAGAUGUAUUAUUUCCACUUAUGAGUUAUUCGGCAGAGGAUGAGGAGCUGUGGACGGUCGACCCUCACGAAUAUAUUCGUGUCAAAUUUGAUGUAUUCGAAGAUUUCGUCUCUCCGGUGACUGCCGCUCAAGCUCUUCUUCAUUCCGCCUGCAAGAAACGCAAGGAGAUGUUACAAAAAACGAUGCAGUUGCUAAACCAAAUAUUAAUAAACCCCGCGACGGAAGCCGCACAAAAAGAUGGAGCCCUACACAUGGUGGGAUCGUUAGCCGACAUAUUGCUUAAAAAGAAAGGAUACUGCGAGCAACUAGAUCAGCUGUUCAUUAAAUACGUCUUUCCCGAGUUCUCCAGUCCGAGAGGUCACAUGCGCGCGCGCGCCUGUUGGGUGCUUCACUAUUUCAGCGAAUUUGCGUUCAAGCAGGAGGCGGUGUUGGCCGAGGCGAUGCGAUUGACCGUCAACGCGCUUCUGCAGGACAAGGAAUUACCCGUGAAGGUGGAAGCCGCCGUAGCUCUGCAGUCAUUGUUAAAUUACCAGGAUCGUUGUCACCGCUAUGUGGAACCGCAAGUGAAGCAAAUAGCGCUCGAACUGCUGACUAUCAUUAGAGAGACGGAAAACGAGGAUGUAACCAGCGUUAUGCAGAAGCUCGUGUGCGUUUUUACACAGCAACUCGCUUGCAUUGCCGCCGAAAUUUGCCAACACUUAGCAACGACCUUUAGCAAGGUGCUCGAUACUGAUGAAGGUUCCGAUGAAAAGGCGAUAACAGCGAUGGGUUUGUUAAACACUAUUGAAACACUACUUACCGUCUUAGAAGAGCAACCGGAAGUUUUGCAACAGCUGGAACCGACCGUUUUACAAGUAGUUGCGCACGUUUUACAGAACGAGGUGCAAGAAUUCUACGAGGAAGUUCUCUCGCUGAUUUACGACCUCACCUGCAAACACAUCUCGCCGGACAUGUGGCGCGUUUUCGAACUGCUGUAUCAAGUUUUUAUGAAGAACGGCCUGGAUCACUUCACCGACAUGAUGCCCUCAUUGCAUAACUAUAUCACCGUCGAUACGGACGGAUUUUUAGCCGACGAGAAACGAUUACUCGCCAUUUACUCCAUGUGCAAGCAAGUUUUGAAUAAGGAUUGCGGCGAAGAUCCCGAAUCUCACGCCGCCAAAUUACUUGAGGUCGUUUUGCUUCAAUGUCGAGGUCGCAUCGAUAACGCCGCACCUUUACUUGUAGAGUUGGCUGCUUCUAGAUUGCUACGCGAGGUGCGAACUAGUGAACUCCGAACGAUGUGCUUACAAGUACUAAUAGCUGCUUUAUACUACAACCCUCAACUGUUAUUCUCCGUACUAGACAAAUUGCCAGAUUUCACAGCACACUUUGUUAAGCAAUGGUUACACGACGCAGACUGUUUCCUUGGCAUUCACGAUCGUAAGAUGUGCGUCUUGGGACUGUGCACGUUAAUUAGCAUGCCCGGCAGACCUAGCACGUUAUUAGAAUUGGCACCGCAAGUCGUUCCGGCGAUUGUCCUACUGUUCGAUGGACUCAAGAGAGCUUAUGCCGCUAAAGCGCAAGAGGCCGCGGAGGAGGAGGAGGAGAGCGAUUGUGAUGAUGACGACGUCGAAGAAGUCUUAAGUUCGGACGAAGACGAUAUCGACGAGCAGGGACAAGAAUACUUGGAAAGUUUGUCGAGAAAGGCUGUGAACGCGGGCGCAGCGGCGGGUAUGCAAAUCACAGCGAAUAUCACAGACGACGAUGAGGAAGAUAGUGAUUCCGACUCAGAUUAUGAACCCAAUGAGGAAACCGCAUUGGAAACUUAUACCACUCCUCUCGACGAAGAUAAUUGCGAAAUUGAUGAAUAUUUUGUGUUUAAAGAAGUCAUGCAAAGACUACAAAGUACAGAACCAGAAUGGUAUCAAGCUUUAACCAAUAACCUUACGGAACAACAGAGUAAGGCUCUUAUGGAAAUUAGUUUAUUAGCUGAUCAACGAAAGGCGGCACGCGAAAGUAAAAAGAUUGAACAACAAGGAGGUUACGUGUUCACGCAGCAAACUGUGCCAACUACAUUCAAUUUUGGUGGAAGUGGAUCAAUCGGCGGUUCAUGAGACCUAUAUAAUUUUUAUGGUGUCUAAGCAACGGCAAUUUUUUAUUUAUUGACUGAAACGUGAUUAGUUGUACAGCUGGUUUAUUAACAAAAAAAGUUUUACUUCUUAUUCUUGAUUGUUUUCUCUUUUUUUUGUAAUUAGUACUGAUUA
Photinus pyralis (common eastern firefly) is the source of this 3420-nucleotide messenger RNA. RefSeq names its product importin-7. The record is from RefSeq and is a predicted model, not a curated record. Lineage: Eukaryota; Metazoa; Arthropoda; Insecta; Coleoptera; Lampyridae. Gene Ontology annotation, molecular function: small GTPase binding. The coding region runs from base 127 to 3270 and encodes 1047 amino acids. Gene Ontology annotation, cellular component: cytosol; nuclear envelope. Gene Ontology annotation, biological process: protein import into nucleus. The transcript is spliced from 9 exons.